Messenger RNA from Abrus precatorius (Indian licorice), 1192 nucleotides. RefSeq names its product protein EXORDIUM-like. The record is from RefSeq and is a predicted model, not a curated record. Bases 40 to 990 code for a protein of 316 amino acids. NCBI's taxonomy places the organism in Eukaryota, Viridiplantae, Streptophyta, Magnoliopsida, Fabales, Fabaceae. The transcript has 2 exons.
CUAUCUCAGCUAUUCCAUCCAUUUCUAAAACAAAAGAAAAUGGCUCCUCUUGUUUCCUGUCAAUGCAUUCUCAAAAUCUUCCUUCUUAUUUCUGUCUUUCAUCUUUCUUUCGCUGCUAGGAAGCUGAGUGAACUGGUAAAGGACCAGUCUCAGCUACUCCAUUACCACAACGGUCCUUUGCUAUUUGGCAAAAUCUCCGUCAACCUCAUCUGGUACGGUCAGUUCAAACCAUCUCAAAAGGCCAUAAUCUCCGAUUUCAUUACCUCACUGUCAUCCCCAACGGUUCACAGCAACCAACCCUCCGUUGCCACGUGGUGGAAAACCACCGAGAAAUACUACCACCUGGGCUCCAAGAAGGCUGCUCCUCUUUACCUUUCAUUGGGUAAUCAAAUUCUGGACGAGAACUACUCGCUGGGAAAGUCGCUAACCAGCAAGCAACUUGUCCAGUUGGCAUCCAAAGGAGGGCAGAGAAACUCCAUCAACGUUGUACUAACAUCCGCUGACGUGGCGGUGGAAGGUUUCUGUAUGAGCCGAUGUGGGACUCACGGGUCUUCUUCGGUGGGUCACGUGAAGGGCAAGAACUACAAGUUCGCUUACAUUUGGGUUGGUAAUUCUGAGACCCAAUGCCCAGGUCAAUGCGCCUGGCCAUUCCACCAGCCAAUCUAUGGGCCUCAGAACCCACCGUUGAUCGCUCCCAACAAUGAUGUGGGGCUUGAUGGAAUGGUUAUUAACUUGGCAAGCCUAUUGGCCGGAACUGCCACCAACCCCUUUGGAAAUGGCUACUUCCAGGGUCCCGCUGAGGCUCCACUAGAAGCUGCAUCGGCAUGCCCUGGAGUUUAUGGUAAAGGUGCUUACCCUGGUUAUGCUGGUAACUUGCUGGUGGACUCUACUACUGGUGCUAGCUACAAUGUGAAUGGUGCUAAUGGCAGGAAGUACCUUGUUCCUGCCUUGUAUGAUCCUUCUACAUUGUCUUGCUCAACUCCUGUUUGAGGCUUUUGAUGCCGAUCGUUAUUGUGUUACUGCGUACCCACUGCUAGACUAAAAACCACGAACACGGGAUUAGUAGGCUGUACAAAUAAGCAUCAUGUAGGAUAAAUUCAUUUAUUUGUUUAUUAUAUCUUCUCAUUAUGCUGAUGAAUCACAUAUUACAUAUAUAGCAAAUGUACUUGGGUUUGCUUUUAAAUAUAACUCU